Messenger RNA from Ctenocephalides felis (cat flea), 3867 nucleotides. Its product is annotated as collagen alpha-1(I) chain-like. The record is from RefSeq and is a predicted model, not a curated record. Gene Ontology annotation, cellular component: extracellular region. The transcript has 31 exons. NCBI's taxonomy places the organism in Eukaryota, Metazoa, Arthropoda, Insecta, Siphonaptera, Pulicidae. Gene Ontology annotation, molecular function: chitin binding. The coding region runs from base 1 to 3867 and encodes 1288 amino acids.
AUGUUUAGGCAGACCAGGAAGCCUGGACCGGCUGGCCCUGUAGGCCCGCAAGGACCACAAGGCCCUCAGGGAACAGGUUAUACCCCAGGACGACCAAGUACCCCUGGUACAGGAACAGGCUAUCCCGGAGGCGGCUAUGCACCAGCAGGACGUCCAACAGGACCUACUUUCGGCCCUGGGGCAUCAGGACCAUCUCGGCCAGUAACUCCUACUGGAGGAUAUCCGGGAGCUCCUGGUGGACCCGCGGGUCCAGGUGGACCAAGUCCUGGCGGAUUUCCUAGUGGACCAGGACCAAGCGCAGGUUACCCUGGAGGUCCUGGAAAACCCGGAACCCAAGGUUUUCCUGGAGGACCAGGAGGACUUCCAAGUCGUCCAAGCAGCCCAGCACCAGGUGGAUACCCCAGCGGGAGACCUAGCGGACCCGGUUUUCCUGGCGCGCCAGGAUUCCCAGGAGCACCAGGGCGUCCCGGUUUUCCAGGAGUACCAAGUGGACCAGGAGGACCAGGAGGACCUGGAGGACCUGGAAGACCUGGAGGACCAAGCGGUACAGGCGCACCAUCAGCUCCAGGUGGAUACCCAGGCGGUGGAUAUGCUCCAGCCGGAAAGCCAUCUGGCCCAACAUUCGGUCCCGGAUUCCCAUCUCGACCAUCCACUCCCGGCACCGGAUAUCCAAGUGUGCCCGGUACUCCAGGAACUCCGAGUGCACCUGGAGGUGGAUUUCCUAGUAGACCGGGAGUCCAGGGCCAAGCGGCGGUUAUCCAAGUGGACCAGCAGGUUUGUCCAUCACGACCCGGAACUCCAGGAACAAGUGGUGGAUAUCCAAGUGGACCAACAGGAUCAGGUGGAUUCCCAGGAAGACCUGGUAGCCCGGGACCUGCAGGCCCGAGUACAGGUUAUCCAGGUAGUAGACCUGGCGGACCUCAAGGGCCACAAGGACCACAAGGCCCAUCAGGAUAUCCGGGCGGGCGACCGAGCACACCUGGAUCUGGAACAGGAUACCCAGGAGGAGGCUAUGCACCAGCAGGAAAACCUGCCGGUCCAACAUUUGGCCCUGGUGGACCCAGUGGUCCUGGAUAUCCUGGUUCUCCAGGUACUGGAGGAGCCCCCGGAAGACCAGGAACUCCAGGAGCCGGCGGUCCCGGAUUUUCUGGUAGACCAGGAAGCCCAAGCCCAAGUGGAGGUUACCCCGGUAGCCCGGCAGGACCUGCAGGGCCUGGUGUGAGACCAGGAGGAUAUCCCAGUGGCCCAGCGGGUACCAGUAGACCAGGUGGAAUAGGCGGGCCAUCAGGUUUUCCAAGUAGACCAAGUAGCCCAGCCCCAGGCGGAUAUCCUGCAGGACCUGGAGGAUUCCCAAGUAAACCAGGGAGCGCAGGUCCAAGCGGGGGAUAUCCAGGAGGACCCGCGGGUCCAGGCGGACCUGGUGGACCUGCUGGUGGUUAUCCAGGAACAAGUGGCAGACCAAGUCCCACUUACAGACAACCAGGAGGUGUAGGACCAGGAGGUCCCGGUGGUCCAGGAGGGCCUGGAGGGCCAAGUGGAAGACCUGGUGGUGUAGGAACAAUUGGCGGAAUUGGACCUGGUGGUCCAAGUGGUCCCAGUGGCGGAUAUCCUAGUGGCCCAAGUGGGCCCAGUGGAGGAUUUCCUUCAGGACCAAGUGGAGGCUUUCCCUCGGGGAGGCCUGGCUCGCCAGGACCUAGUGGCGGGUACCCGGGUGCGGGAUACCCGGGCAGACCUGGAAGUCCUGGCCCUAGUGGGCCAUAUUCUGGGGGUCCAAGUGGCCCAACUGGAGGAGUUGGAGGCGUGGGCGGUGUAGGAGGUGUAGGUGGAAUAGGUCCACAAGGACCUUCAGGAGGUUUUCCGCAAGGGCCAUCUGGUGGUUUUCCGCAAGGUCCAUCAGGAGGAUUUCCUCAAGGACCAUCCGGUGGAUUCCCACAAGGUCCACCCGAUGACCGACAAUAUGAAGGAGGAGACUAUAGCGCAAUACCCGGAGAACCUGGAACGGAUUAUCCGGUAUUCACAGAAAUUUUCCAAACAUCUUUUACAUGUGAUAGCCAACAAUAUCCUGGCUAUUACGCAGACGUCGAAGCAAAUUGUCAAAUUUUCCAUAUUUGCGCAAAUAACAAAACUUAUGACUUCAUAUGUCCAAAUGGCACUAUCUUCAGUCAAGAACAUCUUGUGUGUGUUUGGUGGUAUCAAUUCGAUUGCUCAUCAGCACCAGGGUUAUAUGGAAAUAAUGCAAAUAUCUAUGACUAUUCCCAAAUGGGAUACAAACCUAGCUAUCCAAGUCAGGCGCCAAGUUACCAAAGCGGUGGCGUAGGCGGCACUGGUGGCACAGGUGGAAUUGGAGGCGUCGGUGGUGUAGGUGGGACUGGCGGCACAGGUGGAAUUGGAGGAGUCGGUGGAGUUGGAGGUUCUGGCCCAUCAGGAGGUUUUCCUACAGGAGGAGUUGGUCCUCAAGGACCAUCAGGCGGAUUUCCACAAGGUCCAUCCGGAGGCUUUCCGUCAGGCUCGAAGGGUCCACAAGGUCCGUACCCAAGUGGACCGCAAGGACCAUCUGGUGGAUUCCCUAGUGGUCCCCAAGGACCUUCAGGUGGAUUCCCCAGCGGUUCCCAAGGUCCUUCAGGUGGAUAUCCAAGCGGAGCACCAGGUCCUUCAGGUGGAUAUCCAAGCGGAGCAACAGGUCCUGCCGGUCGUCCAGGCGGCCCAGGAAUACCUGGAGGAGCGGGUGGUCAAGGAUACCCAGGUGCCCCAGGAUAUCCAAGCGGCGGUAGACCAAGCUCUACUUACGGACAGCCAGGCGGUGUAGGAGGACCAGGAGGAGUUGGUGGUAAACCUGGAUCACCAGGUGGACCAGGAGGAUUUCCUAGCGGCGGACGUCCCAGCACUGACUAUGGAGCACCAGGAGGUCCUGGCGGCCCGAGUGGUCCUGGAGGAUUUGGGGGUCCAGGAGGUCCUGGAGGAUUUGGCGGCCCAGGAGGUCCAGCAAGUGCAGGAAGACCAAGCCCAAGUUAUGGCACACCAGAUUAUGCAAUUCAAUUAGGAGGCCAAGGAGCUCCAGGUGGUCCAGGAACUUAUCCAACUGGAGGUUCUCCUGGUAGUCCAGGUGCCCCUGGAGGCCCGAGCGGUUAUCCAAGCGGUCGACCAGGCGGGCCAGGCGGUCCAGGUGGUCCAGGUACACCAGGUACGCGACCGUCAACAAGUUAUGGAGCACCAGGUGGUCAAGGCGGCCCAGGAGCGCCAAGUAGCGGGAAACCAUCAACUGGUUACGGAACUCCAGGAGGUAGUGGUGGGCCUGGUGGGCCAGGUGGCCCGGGAGGUCCAGGUGGAUACCCAAGCGGAGGUCGACCAGGUGGACCAGGUGCAGGUGGACCAGGAUUCCCUGGAGGACAAGGAGGACCAGGGGGUGUAGGUGGAUUCCCAACCAGACCUUCAACGGGUUAUGGUGUACCAGUUUUAAUCGCAUCCGAUACCAUUUUAUUAGGUGGACCUGGUGGUCCAGGAAUUGCAGGAAGUACAGGAGGUCCGGGCGUUCCAGGUGGUUUUCCAAGCGGCGGUCGACCGGGAGGACAAGGAGGUCCAGGUGGACCAGGAACACCAGGAAGUCCAGGAGCUCCAGGCGGUUCGGGAUACCCAGGUACAAGUCGGCCAUCAACAAGUUACGGAGCACCGGGAAGUCCCGGCGCACCAGGCACAUCAUCGCUCCCAUCCAGACCUUCAAGUCCUGGAGGUUUCCCCGGAGCACAACCGCCACGACCUGGAGGUUUUCCACCAGCACCAGCCGGUCCAACGCCCAGCUCUCAACGUCCAGGCUUCCCACCAAAACCAGACGGCCCAGACAGGCAGUAUCUUCCUCCAAGUUCGGGUUAG